GUUUCUUUUUAUUAUUAAUAUUUUCACGGAUAAUUAUGGAUUAUACCUCACAUACAAUAACAGCACACCAAUCAGUUGACGACAGGAUAAAGAAUGAUUCAGAAACAGAAGCUCGACACUUUGACAUACGAUUCUCACGAUUAAAGCGACGAAAACCAGUGAUUGAUCCAACAAAAAUAGGCAUUACUUACCGACCACGACGUAAUCGACAGCGCGAAUCACAGGCAGGAAGUAGUGAUCUAUCCGUGAUCUCUUACAAUAGUAACUCUACAUUUGGCCGUUUUGAUCAACAUACCCAAGAGGCUCCAAUAUUCCAAGAAAACAACGGUACACCAACUAGUCAGCGACAAGGAUUCGAUAUCAAACCCAUCACUCACAACGCAGAUUUAUGGACACGACCUUUAUCAGUUGCCCCUUCGCCAUCAAGACAACAACAACAGCAACAACAACAACAACAACCUAUUGCUACAGCACUGUCAAGCCUGGUAGAGACAACGUUAUCAGAGGAUCAUAUAGAAGUGGACGCGGUGCCAGCUAAAACAUUAGAUAAACAAUCGUAUCCGAUAUAUAACAAGAAAAGAAGAGUCUCAUCGUCAUCAAGCGGUUUCUCCGGUAUUCUCUCAAAUUCGCCAUCACCUAUUCUGUCGCACACUCCAAGUCCUAACUAUGCUAGCGAUAUCGAAGACAAUAUACAUCCGGAUGAUAAAGAGUCUCACGCACCAGUGGAGGUCAAAAAUUCAUAUGAAAAUAGAUGGUUCAUGCCUGAUGUGUUUAUACCAAAGAAACCAGAAAAACCAGAACACGAUAGGGAUAAUAUAAGCCAUUGGACUUCAAGGAUCAUGAAUAAAUAUAUGAACACAAAGACAAUAGAAGACCUCGUAGAAACAUCAACGACGACAAAAUCACAAAAAAGGAACGACGAUGCAUCACUUAAAGAACAACAAGUACUUGGCUUAGAAUCAACAAGCAACCUUGCCCUUGAUACUAUAAAUCAUCCAUUCGAUACAUCACCUUCCUCCAAUGACAAUGAUAAUACUCAAGAGACAGCACAUAAAUCACCAAUAGUUCCGAAUGACGAAAUAGAUGACAAACUAUACGAACAAUAUGAUGACUUGGAAGCAGCAUUUAUAUCACAUAGUGAACCGAGCUCGGCAAAAGGAAAAGAAAGGAUGGUUCACAAUGAAACAAUUUCUUCGCCUACUAUCGAUAAAGGAGUACCUUCUCCCAUAGAUGAACAUCAGUCUAAUUUGUCAAUCAACAACGAAAUCAUAUCAUCAUCACCAUCACCUAUUCAGCAAGAUUUAUCAAUUAAUGAAGCUCAGCAAACCAUGGACAUAGGUUCUCCUAGUUGGUCAUUUGAUCAACCAUACGCCUCACCUUCUCACGAUAGUAAUUCUAAUCAAGAUGGAAGGACCAAUCAGAAACGAAUUGACCCUGAGGCGAAUUUUGCGGCACGAAUGAUAGCUGAACGGAAUUCAACAGAAAGGAACUCUAAAUUGUAUGGCAUUGUUGCUUCCAAUACUGCCAAAUGUGUGUUUGCUUCCGGAUUACCAAGCGGAAUGAAAAUGACUGUUGAUACUCAGAAAGCCAUUGAAGAAGCAACGGAUUAUUAUUUUACACAGUUAUGUGAUGACUUGAAAGCGUAUGCUGACCAUACUGGAACUAUCAAAAUAAGUAAAAGAGAAAUGGAUUUAUUGAUGACAAGACAGCGACUAGUGACGGAAAAUACAAGUUUGAAUGAACUGGCCCAUCGACAUUUACCACGAGAUUUUUGGGAUGAACAAUGUGUAUCUGCUUUAGCUUACAAUUAUUUGUACCCUAGAAAUAGAUGAUAGAAUGAAUCGGAAAAAUAUGAAUGAUAAUAUAAAAAAAAAUGUUUAUUUUAUUUU
Halteromyces radiatus is the source of this 1889-nucleotide messenger RNA. RefSeq lists its product as uncharacterized. Lineage: Eukaryota; Fungi; Mucoromycota; Mucoromycetes; Mucorales; Cunninghamellaceae. The coding region runs from base 36 to 1832 and encodes 598 amino acids. Gene Ontology annotation, molecular function: DNA binding; protein heterodimerization activity. The record is from RefSeq and is a predicted model, not a curated record. Gene Ontology annotation, cellular component: kinetochore. The transcript has 8 exons. Gene Ontology annotation, biological process: mitotic cell cycle; chromosome segregation; kinetochore assembly.